UGAGUGUUCAAAAAGCUCAGAAUAAGGCAUUGCAUCCUUUAAAGUACUUGAGAAGAAUGUCUAUUCUGUUUUUCUUGGGUGAAUUUUAUAGAUUUAUUUCUAAGAUUAUUUGCUUCAUAGAGAUGUUCCAUACUUUUAUUUUAUUGUUAUCUUCUUUUUAGUGUUCUGUCUUAGUUGGGGUUUUAUUGCUGUGAAGAAACACCAUGAUCAUGGUAACUCUUAUAAAGGACAUUUAAUUGCAGAUUCAGAGAUUUAGUCCAUUAUUAUCACAGCAGGAAACAUGGUGACAUGCAAGCAAACAUACUAGUACUGAGAGUUCUACAUCUUGAUCCACAGGCAGGAGGAGACUCUGUGCCACACUGGGUAUAGCUUAACCAUGGAAGACCUCCAUUCCACCACACAAAGAGACACACUUUCUCCAGCAAGGCCACAUCCAUUCCAACAAGAUCACACACCCUAGUAUUGUCACUCCUUAUAGGCUAAGCAUUCAGAUACAUGAGUCUAUGGAAGCCAUACCUAGUAAAACCACCAAAUGUUCUAUUCAUUACUGAAAGUGGCUAUUGAGUUCUCCAAUUAGUACUUUUGAAUUGUCUAUUGUAUUUCUGUGACUUUUUGUUUCAUAUACUUUGUUCUAUAUUCUUAGAUGAUUAGAUGUUCGUUAUUGGAAUAACUUCCUAAUAGUCUAACCCUUUCAUCAUUAGAAAGCUUUCUUUAUCCUGUAAUAUUUUUGUUUUAAUAUCUAUUUUUCUUUCUGAUACUCACAUUGGCACUCUACCAUUCUUAAGGUUGCAAUUUAUGUCUUGUAUCUUUUUCCAUUUUUUUAAACUUUCAAUUUAUCUAUAUACUUUUUGAGACACUCAGUUUAACAGACUCAUUUCUUAGUCUUGCUUUCUCAGGGUGAAUGGAAAUGAACUCAUUACCCCACUCAGAAGUGGCCCAAUCCUGAAUGCAAGGGAGAAAGGGAGGAUGAAAAUAGACCUAUUAUUCCUAGGGGAUUAAAGGCUAGAAGUGACACCCCUUUCUUUUUCUCCCUCUGGGAUGUAGGAAUCUCAAACCUGGAGCUUCUUUAUAUCCUUUCAACUAGGAUUGAAUGGUAAGAACCAAGUGAUUCAGGCAGAAAAAGAGUCACGGAAACGAAAUUGCUUUAAUCAAGAAAGGUGAACAGCACAUACAUGUCUUUAAUGCCUGUACUGUGGGAGGGAGGCAGAAACUUUGGGAUCUUUGCAAGCUUGGGGAAAACUUGGAGAAAAAAAAAAAAAAAGGAAGGGAAAGGAAGGCCCUCCCUUCUCAUGGCCAUCAUUGUGACAUCAGAGUGGUGGUCCAAUCAUUUGGCUAUGGAACAUAAUAAAUUUACAUAAGACUACUGAUUGGUUGACGGGCAUAGGCCCGCCCCCAAGAUGACGUUUGUUUACGAAUUGUUGCCAGAGAAACCGGCAUUUGCCCUGCGGGUUGGACAGGCAGCAGUAACGCUUUUCACUGCCGCUCCUCCACCCUCUUUAAAAAGAGCUAAAUUUGAUGUAAAAUCAGGGAAUUUACUCCUGAAUGUAGAAGUCAUUUGGACUACAGAGUUCUGGGUUCGGUUCCCAGUUCAUUUUUCCAGUCAGUCCAGAAAAUAUGGGAAUUGAUUAGUUCUUCGAAGAUAAAGCAAGAAUAUUGCUUAAAUGAGUUCCAAAAAGAAAGGUCCUUACCUUUGUGACCAGCAGUUUGCUGAAGGAGACGACUUUUCAAAGCUAAAGCCAAGCGACAGGCGGGUCCGAAAGGCAAGAAGUGUCUCCUCACCACAGAAGUCAACCGAGCUGAGGAGUCUUCAAUCAACUCUUCAGAGACGACGGCGGGCCCGCUCUGUGAAGAAAAGCCAUUCAGUGGAGAAAAGUUACUCUGAGGAGAAAACCUGUGCUGUGGAGAAAAUUCCCUCCACUGAGAAAGCCUACUCAACAAAGAAAAAUCCUUCGGCUGAGAAGCGUCGUUCUGUCGCCAAGAAACAUCACACUAUAGUUAAAAGCUCCUCGACCGAAAAGCUUCUGUUAGCAGAGAAGCAUGCCUAUGCUGAAAAAUGCCUUACUACAGAGAAGAGAUCCUCUGCAGAGAAGCACCCGCCAACUUUAAAAGGUCGGAUGACCCAGAAAAGUGCUUCUGCUGGGAGGCACCACUCUGAGUCGCACCGCUCUGGGAAGACCCUUCGCUUUCCUGAGAAAUCCAACAUUAAAGAGAACCAUCAUUCAUCUGUGAAGCAUAGCUCUUUAGAGAAAGAUCAUCCUGAGGAUAGAGGGCGUCCUAUCAAGAAAAGAUGCCCUACAGAAAAAUCUCAAUCCACAGAGAAAGGUCAGUUGACAGAGAGAAGUUCCUAUGCUCCUGCCACUGAGAGAGGCCGCCCUACCAAGAGAAGUCAACCUACUAAGAAGGGUCUCUCUAAUGAGAAUCGGCACCCUGCAAAAAAGGGCUAUUCAGCCAAGACACCUGGCUCUGCAGAGAGAGAUCACCAGAUAGAGAGAGGUGGUGCUACAGAUAGUGGACUCUCUACAGAGAAAGAUUGCCCUUCAAGGAGAAGACGGCCAGCCAAAAAAAGUCAUCUGGAAGAGAAAGUCCACUCCCAGAAAAGUAGCUAUGAAUCAAGAGUAAUUUCUGCAGAAAAAGAUGGUCUGGCAGGAAGAGUUCGCCGCAAAAGAAGCAACCCUUCAGAGGAGGGUCACUCAGUCAAGUGUAGUAUCUGUGACUCAAGUGUACCCUCUGCAGGGAAGGAUCGCCCUGUAAGAAGUCGCUCCGAUAAAAGCAACCCUGGAGAGGACAGACGAUCAGUCGAGAGUGGUAUCUCUGCAUCGAGAGGACCCUCUGCAGGGAAAGAUAGCCCUGCAGGAAGAGGGCGCCCCAAUAAAAUCCGUAGGGCAGAGAAGGGUCACUCGAUGGAGUAUGGUAGCAGUGCACCAAGAGGACCCUCUGCAGGGAAAGAUCGCCCUGGAGGAAGAGGUCACCCCAACAAAAGCGGCCCCACAGAGGAGAGUCGCUCAGUUGAGAGUGAUACCUGUGCAUCAAAAGGACCCUCUACUACAGGGAAAGAGCGCCCUGUAAGAAGAUGUCGCCUUAACAAAAAUAGCCUUGCAGAACGGUUGUGCUCAAUCCAGUGUGGUAUCUGUACACCAAGAGGACCUUCUGCAGGGAAACAUUGCUCUGAACGAAGAGGUCGCCCCAACAAAAGAGUUCCUGCAGAGGAGGAUCGCUCACUCAAGAAUAUCUCUGCAUCAAGACGACCGUCUGGAGGGAAAGAUCGUCCUGCAAGAAGUCGCUCCAACAAAAGCGGCCCUACAAAGGAGGGUUGGUCAGUUGAGGGUAGUCGCAGUACAUCAGGAAGACCCUCUGAAGGGAAAGAUCGCUCUGGAGGAAGGGGUCGCCCCAAUAAAAGUGGUCCUGAAAAGGAGGGUCCCUCAGUCAACGAUAGUCGCAGUACAUCAAGAGGACCUUCUGCAGGCAAAGACCGUUCUGCAAGAAGAAGUAGCUCCAACAAAAGUGGCCCCACAGAGGAGAGCCUCUCAGAUGAGAGGGAUAUUUGUGAAUCAAGAGGACCUUCUACAGGGAAAGAGCGCCCAGCAAGAAAAUGUCGCCUCAACAAAAAUAGCCUUGCAGAGCAGUGGUGCUCAAUCAAGUGUGGUAUCUGUGCAUUAAAACAAUUCUCUACAAGAAAAGAUCACUCUAGAGAAAGAGGUCGCUCCAAGGAAAGUGGUGUUGAAGUGGGGAGUCACUUAGUCAAGAGUGGUGUCUCUACACCAAGAGGGCCCUCUGCAGGGAAAGAUCUCCCUGCAGGAAGGGGUCGCCCUAACAAAAGCAGCCCUGCAGAGGAGGGUUGCUCAGUCAAGAGUAGUAUCUCUGCAUCAAGACGACCUUCUGUAGGCAGAGAUCGCCCUGCAAGAAGUUGCUCCAACAAAAGUGGCUCUGCAGAGGAAAGCUGCUCAGUCAAAUGUGGGAUCUGUACACCAAAAGUACCCUCUGCAGGGAAAGAUCGCCCUGGAGGAAGAGGUUGCCCCAAUAAAAACAGCCCUAAAAAGGAGGAUCCCUCUGUCAAGGGUGGUCGCAGUACAUCAAGAGGGCCCUCUGCAGGGAAAGAUCGCUCUGGAGGAAGAGGUCACACCAACAAAAGUGGGCCUGCAGAGGAAAGUCGCUCAGUUGAAGGUAGUCGCAGUACAUCAAGAGGGCCCUCUGCAGGGAAAGAUCGCUCUGGAAGAAGACGUCACACCAACAAAAGUGGGCCUGCAGAGGAGAGUCGCUCAGUUGAAGGUAUUCGCAGUACAUCAAGAGGGCCCUCUGCAGGGAAAGAUCGCCCUGGAAGAAGAGGUUACCCCAAUAAAAGCAGCCCUAAAAAGGAGGGUCCCUCUGUCAAGGGUAGUCGCAGUACAUCAAGAGGGCCCUCUGCAGGGAAAGAUCGCUCUGGAGGAAGAGGUCACACCAACAAAAGUGGGUCUGCAGAGGAGAGUCACUCAGUUGAAGGUAGUCGCAGUACAUCAAGAGGGCCUUCUGCAGGGAAAGAUCGCCCUGGAAGAAGAGGUUACCCCAAUAAAAGCAGCCCUAAAAAGGAGGGUCCCUCUGUCAAGGGUAGUCGCAGUACAUCAAGAGGGCCCUCUACAGGGAAAGAUCGCCCUGGAAGAAGAGGUUACCCCAAUAAAAACAGCCCUAAAAAGGAGGGUCCCUCUGUCAAGGGUAGUCGCAGUACAUCAAGAGGGCCCUCUGCAGGGAAAGAUCGCCCUGGAGGAAGAGGUUACCCCAAUAAAAGCAGCCCUAAGAAGGAGGGUCCCUCUGUCAAGGGUAGUCGCAGUACAUCAAGAGGGCCCUCUGCAGGGAAAGAUCGCCCUGGAAGAAGAGGUUACCCCAAUAAAAGCAGCCCUAAAAAGGAGGGUCCCUCUGUCAAGGGUAGUCGCAGUACAUCAAGAGGGCCCUCUGCAGGGAAAGAUCGCCCUGGAAGAAGAGGUUACCCCAAUAAAAACAUCCCUAAAAAGGAGGGUCCCUCUGUCAAGUGUAGUCGCAAUACAUCAAGAGGAUCCUCUGCAGGGAAAGAUCGCCCUGGAGGAAGAGGUCGCUCCAACAAAAGCAGCCCCACAGAGGAGAGUCGCUCAGUUGAAGGUAGUCGCAGUACAUCAAGAGGGCCCUCUGCAGGGAAAGAUCGCCCUGGAAGAAGAGGUUACCCCAAUAAAAGCAGCCCUAAAAAGGAGGGUUCCUCUGUCAAGGGUAGUCGCAGUACAUCAAGAGGGCCCUCUGCAGGGAAAGAUCGCCCUGGAAGAAGAAGUUACCCCAAUAAAAGCAGCCCUAAAAAGGAGGGUCCCUCUGUCAAGGGUAGUCGCAGUACAUCAAGAGGGCCCUCUGCAGGGAAAGAUCGCCCUGGAGGAAGAAGUCACCUUAAUGAAUGUGGGCCUGAAAAAAAGUGUCCCUCUGUCAAGGAUAGUCGCAGUACAUCCAGAGGGCCCUCUGCAGGGAAAGAUCGCCCUGGAAGAAGAGGUCGCUCCAACAAAAGCAGCCCCACAGAGGAGAGUCGCUCAGUUGAAGGUAGUCGCAGUACAUCAAGAGGGCCCUCUGCAGGGAAAGAUCGCCCUGGAAGAAGAGGUUACCCCAAUAAAAGCAGCCCUAAAAAGGAGGGUCCCUCUGUCAAGGGUAGUCGCAGUACAUCAAGAGGGCCCUCUGCAGGGAAAGAUCACCCUGGAAGAAGAAGUUACCCCAAUAAAAGCAGCCCUAAAAAGGAGGGUCCCUCUGUCAAGGGUAGUCGCAGUACAUCAAGAGGGCCCUCUGCAGGGAAAGAUCGCCCUGGAAGAAGAGGUUACCCCAAUAAAAGCAGCCCUAAAAAGGAGGGUCCCUCUGUCAAGGGUAGUCGCAGUACAUCAAGAGGGCCCUCUGCAGGGAAAGAUCGCCCUGGAAGAAGAGGUUACCCCAAUAAAAACAUCUCUAAAAAGGAGGGUCCCUCUGUCAAGUGUAGUCGCAGUACAUCAAGAGGAUCCUCUGCAGGGAAAGAUCGCCCUGGAGGAAGAGGUCGCUCCAACAAAAGCAGCCCCACAGAGGAGAGUCGCUCAGUUGAAGGUAUUCGCAGUACAUCAAGAGGGCCCUCUGUAGGGAAAGAUCGCCCUGGAAGAAGAGGUUACCCCAAUAAAAACAUCCCUAAAAAGGAGGGUCCCUCUGUCAAGUGUAGUCGCAGUACAUCAAGAGGAUCCUCUGCAGGGAAAGAUCGCCCUGGAGGAAGAGGUCGCUCCAGCAAAAGCAGCCCCACAGAGGAGAGUCGCUCAGUUGAAGGUAUUCGCAGUACAUCAAGAGGGCCCUCUGUAGGGAAAGAUCACUCUGGAAAAAGAGGUCACCCCAGUAAAAGGGGCCCUGAAGAGGAGGGACCUUCUUUCAAGGGUAGUCGCAGUACAUCAAGAAGGCCCUCUGUAGGGAAAGAUCGCUCUGGAGGAAGAGGUCACUCCAACAAAAGCGGGCCUGAAAAGGGGGAUCCCUCUGUCAAGGGUCGUCUCAGUAUAUCAAGAGGAUCCUCUGUAGGGAAAGAUCACUCUGGAGGAAGAGGUCACCCUAAUGAAAGGGGCCCUGAAAAGGAGGGACCUUCUGCCAAGGGUAGUCGCAGUACAUCAAGAGGGCCCUCUGUAGGGAAAGAUCGCUCUGGAGGAAGAGGUCACUCCAACAAAAGCGGGCCUGAAAAGGAGGGUCCCUCUGUCAAGGGUAGUCGCAGUACAUCGAGAGGAUCCUCUGUAGGGAAAGAUCGCCGUGGAGGAAGAGGUCACUCUAAUAAAAGUGGCCCUGAAAGGGAGGAUCCCUCUGUCAAGGGUAGUCACAAUACAUCAAGAGGGCCCUCUUUAGGGAAAGAUCGCCCUGGAGGAAGAGGUCACCCCAAUAAAAGUGGGCCUGCAGAGAAGAUUCGCUCAGUUGAGAGCAGUACCUGUGCAUCAAAAGAACCCUCUGCAGGGAAUGAGCGUCCUGCAAGAAGAUAUCAUUCCAACAAAAGUAGCCUUGCAGAGGGGUGCUGUUCAAUCAAAAGUGGUAUCUGUGUACCAAGAGGACCCUCUGCAGGGAACGAUCAUUGUGGAAGAGGUCGCCCCAAUAAAAGUGGCUCUGCAAAGAAGAGUCACUCAGUCGAGCAUAGUAGCAAUAUAUCAAGAGGACCCUCUGCAGGCAAAGAUCGCUCCACUAGCAGAAGUGGACCUUCAAAGAAAAACCAGCUUGCCCAGGAGGGUCCCUCAAAAGAGAAGGAAAGCUAUGCCAAGAGAGGGCCCUCUAAAAGGAAAGAGCACCAUGCGGGGAGACGUCCCAACAGUAGUCAACACGAAGAGGAAUUUCGCUCAUUUGGAAGGGGUAAAUCAAAAAGAGGGCCCUCUGCUGGGAAAGAUCACCCCACUGGCAAAGGUCAGCCUCCAAAGAAAAGCCGCCCUGAAAAGGACAGUUCCUCUGCAGAAAGGGGUAACCAUGCAGAGAGGGGACAGUCUACAGGAAAAGAUCACCCCACAGACAGAGGUCAGCCUCGGAAGAAAAGUCACCCUGAAGAGGUAGGGCACUCAGUUGAGAAGGGUAAUGAAGAGAGGAAACCCUCUGCAGGGAAAGAUCCCCAUACUAAGAGAGGUCGCCCUUCGAAGAAAAGCCACCCUGCAGAGAGGCAUCUAUCUGCCUCUAUGAAAUAUUGUCCUCCUAAAAAACAUCGACCUGCAGAGAAUGUCUGUGUGAAGAGAGUUCGUUCUCCAGAAAGAGUUCACUCCAUGGAGAGAGGUCACAUUGCUAAGAGAAGUUGUCUGGCAGAGAGACAGCUCUCUGCUGAGGAAGGUAGCAUGGCAGAGGAGGGUUGCUCUGUUGAGACAGAUCUUUCAGAGGAGAGAGCUGAAGAAGGGACUGUGGUAGACAAUAUGUGCUCUGUGGAGAAUGGUCAUCCCUCCAUGGAGAAAGUCUUCCUUGAAGUAAAACCCUCUUCAGGAUCCAUGUCUAGGGUAACAGAGCCAAACAACCUGCAGAGUACUCCAGAAAAGAGAAUUGACAGUGAUACUAACCAAGUAGCCCAGGUCCCUCACUGUAACCUGCCUGUUACUGUGAAGAUAAAAAUGGGAGUUGAGUUGAGGGUGCCUGAUGAACUAAAGUCUCGUCUUGUUGAGGACUGGGACUUGAUCAACAAGCAAAAGCAGUUAUUCCAACUUCCUGCUGAGAAGAAUGUAGAUACCAUUCUCGCAGAAUACGUGACUUUUGUGAAGUCACAAGGACUUGCUGAUAAUAGAGAAUACUCCGUCGAUGAAGUUGUAGCUGGAAUAAGAGAGUAUUUCAACAGGAUGCUGGGAACCCAACUGCUCUGCCAGUUUGAAAAGCCCCAGUAUGCUGAAAUUCACCUGGCUUACCCUGAUAUUCCAAUGUCUCAGGUUUAUGGGGCUCCACACCUCCUGCGAUUGUUUGUGAAAAUUGGUACUGCAUUGGCCAAUUCACCCCUUAAUAGGCAGAGUCUUCUCUUAGUGUCUAGCUAUAUGCAUGAUUUCCUUGAAUACCUUGCAGAGAAUUCCACUUCUCUGUUUAAGGUCAGCAAUUACAAAGUAGCUUCUGCUGAAUAUUGUUGCAAAGCCCUGUGAGGGUCAGCUGACUACUCAGUUAAUCCUGGAUCAGCAAAUAUUUCUGUUUGCUGUUUGCAUUGUAUAAUUGAUGUUCUUGAAGAUUGUUUAACAGGGCUUAAUGUUUCCAUUUGAUUAUUGUUGUGAGCAGAAAAAAAUUUAAGUGCUUCUUUAUAUGUACCAUCAUUCAACAACAAAUAAAUGUUCACUAAAAA
Molecule: messenger RNA, 8752 nt
Organism: Rattus norvegicus (Norway rat)
Lineage: Eukaryota; Metazoa; Chordata; Mammalia; Rodentia; Muridae
Source: RefSeq, a predicted model, not a curated record